Molecule: messenger RNA, 1674 nt
Organism: Dentiscutata erythropus
Lineage: Eukaryota; Fungi; Glomeromycota; Glomeromycetes; Diversisporales; Gigasporaceae
Source: the annotation of a GenBank genome assembly
ACCAAUAAAGCAAUCCAACUAUGCCGUCAGAACAUUCCCGUUCUUCCUCGGGCUCAUCGGCAACUUCGUAAUUCUAACAAUGAACAACUUUUAGACGCCAUUAAUGCACGCUUAAGUAGUCAAUCAAAAGAAAGAAAUCGUGAAAAAAGCACUUCGAGAGCCAGAAGCUCCUCACGAGGAAAAAGUCCUGCAAGGAAAUCUGACAAACGAGGUAAAAGUCCGUCUCCUGGGCGCAAAAGUCCCUCAGGCGAAAAGCUUUUGAGUACUUCAAAAAAUUCGGGUUCUAAUAGAUCUAGAAGUCCAAGUCCUCGUCCAAAAAGUCCUGGUCGUAAUAAUUCGUCACGUUCAAAAAGUCCCCGCAGUAACCAUAAUAGAGCGGGAAGUGAUAAUUCAAAUAAUAAAUCUAAUUCUCAGGAUGCUCGUGUAGGAUUAGGCAGUAAAAUUUUACAUCCAUGGGUUGCCCCUUCCCUCAAUUUAAACGGUGAAAAGAACAAUUCAAAAAGUGCGAAUCGAUUAAGUCUCCCAAUUUUUCCUGAUAACGCUAGUUUAAACGCCAUGCGUGAAAGGAAUGAAAUAUUGGCUUCAAAAUUAAAUCUCGUCCCAUCUGAAAGCAAAGGAAUGGGUAAUUUUUCUAAACCUAUUAACAGCCUUAGAGUCUCUGUCACGCGUCCAAAACUUCAUGUUGAAACUUUCAGUCAAUUACUUGGAAGCAAAGCCAUGCAAAGAACUCAAUCAAGUCAACGUGUUGGAAAAAAUAAUGAUUCUCCAUUAGUGAUCGCUGGUCUUCCUUUAAACCGGUCUAGGAGUCAAAACGCUGCAAUGGAUGCCAAUAACACUACUUUACCUGCUUCAUUUUUGAAGGAAUUAGAAAAAACACAUCCUCUUCAACAUUCUUGGACGAUGUACUAUGAUAGCAAGCCAGUUAUGACUCCUGGCCCUAAAACACCAACAGGAAUGUUAUCAUAUGAAGAAAAUUUGCAGACUAUUGAUAAAAUUAAACCAAUGUGGGAAGACCCUGCUAAUGCUAAUGGUGGAAAAUGGGUAAUCUCUAUGAGAAAUCCCCCAUUGCUUGAUCGAUGUUGGACUUGGCUUGUAUGUGCUUUGGUUGGUGAAGAGUUAGAUGAAAAUGAUGAUAUCUGCGGAGCAGUAAUGUCUCGCAGGAUUAGAGGGGAUCGUAUUGCCGUAUGGGUUCGGGAUAAAGAUAAUGUUGGUGUAAUUAACGGAAUUGGUCGACGUCUAUUAAAAAUUCUUGAUUUACAAAAUGAAAAGGGAAUCGGGAUGGAUUUCCAGUAUAUUAAUCUUUCCUCUAAAUAUUUGCAGUUCAAUGAAGAUGCAUUGAAAUCUGGUACAUCGUAUAAUAAUCGUGUAUACUUAUCUCUUGAAAGUCUUAAACAAGAAUUAGAAAAUGAAGAGAAGGCUAGAUUAGAAGAACUUGCUAAAUCUGCAAAAAGACAAAGCAUAACUUUUGAUGACUCCAAAACUGAUACUACUGUAACAACUCCAGAUAUUGUCACUAUAGAUGUGGACGCUGAAAUAGACGCUGCUAAUGCUAAAACUGAAUUGUCUGAUAAAAAUAAUAAAGAAAAUGGGGAUGAUCGGGUUGAUAAUAACGAUGAAAAUGAAAAGGGGGAAGAUACCAAUAAUAAAGAAAACGGUGAUUGUCAAAAUGAUUAA